This is a messenger RNA of Clonostachys rhizophaga, 4188 nucleotides long. The record is from the annotation of a GenBank genome assembly. NCBI's taxonomy places the organism in Eukaryota, Fungi, Ascomycota, Sordariomycetes, Hypocreales, Bionectriaceae.
AUGGCUUUUCCGCAGAUCACCCCCAUGCGGCCGGUCCCAGGCGCCUUCAUGAACACACCGGCCAUCGCAUCGCGAUACCAGUCUGGUUCAGAGCCCGUGCGACGCCAACUGUUUCCAUCAUCAGACAAUGCUGUCAAGGCUCCUCUGGGACGAACAGUGUCGGGGACACUGGCAGCACCGGCUGCUCCAGAAGCCAGUGCCGUUGGAGGGCUACUCACCACCAACCCUCUGCCGCCCCCACGGGUCGAGUCAGUCCCACCGGUGUUGAAGGCCGCUACGGCCAUCAAUGUCUUCCUACGAACAGACGAGAACUUCCCUGAACUUGACUCUUACUGCAGACAGGGCGUUUCAUCCGACUACGAACUAUCCCUCACAGAUUCCUCCACUGCCCCCUUCCACAAGACGCAUAUGUACCCUAUCCCGAAUCAAGUUUUCGAGCACUAUAAUGCAGGAAAGCUACAGACCCUCAUGGGACUGUUCGCCGAUAUCAAUCACGCCUGGGUUGUGAUCGAUAACUCGCUCUUCCUGUGGGACUACACACGCAGCGAUCCCGAGCUGAUUGGAUUCGAGGAUCAGCCAUACACCAUCCACGCAGUCGCCCUUGUUCCUCCCAAACCCGGAAUCUUCAUGGAUACCAUCACCCACAUCCUAGCGGUAGCUACAUCGGUGGACAUUAUCCUGCUUGGCGUCGCGGUGACGGAUACCCCUGCCGGAACUAAAUCGGUGGCUCUCUACCAGACAAAAAUGUCCCUCGCGCUACGUGGCGUCGACGUUCGAGUCAUUGCCGGAUCUAGUGAUGGCCGCAUUUUCUUUGGAGGGAGCAAUGAUGACAACAUCCACGAGCUUUACUACCAGGCUGAGGAGAAGUGGUUCUCCAAUCGAUGCGGAAAGAUCAACCACAGCCAUCCUGGCUGGUCUUCCGUAGUCACUUUGCAGUCUGGAAUUUUUUCAUCAAAGACGCCUGAACAUCUGGUUGAUAUCGUUAUUGACGACUCGAGAAAAUUGGUUUACACUCUAUCCAGCCUUUCGACCAUCCGAACUUAUCAUAUGGAGCCUCCCAACGGACUAAAGAGGGUGAUAGAGAAGGGAAAACUGCACUGCCUUCGUGAUAUCGGACAUAUGAGCGAUGAGUCGAGUUUACUCAAGGAAAAGUUCCAAAUUGUCUCCAUCAGCCCUAUAUCCAAGCAAGAAGCAUCGAAGCUUCACCUUAUGGCCCUCACCGACUCUGGCUGCCGACUUUUCUUCAGCGCCACGAGCGCGUCGGUCAUGUCCUACAGCGCGCAGCCAGAUCUGGCACCACAGAGCAUGCAGGUCCAGUUCAUUAAAUACCCACCCAGCCAGCACCUUAGACAGGUUUCCGGGGGUGAACCUGCCGUAGAUCUUAAUUCCCAGUCCUUGCUGUACAGCCGACAUGGUGUUCGAUUUGCCCCAGGUUAUUUUGUGGACUUCGUUAUGGACAGCACAAACAGCACAGUGGACUCACUUUUCGUUUCGGCUCCCGAGACUGGCCGAAUUAAGAAUGCGGCGACCGGAAUCCCGACAAAGUAUCCCGAAAGCGCCAGUUGGAUUGAUAUUGGCAGCCGUGCUGAGACAGUUGGUCUCAUCACUAAGCCCUUCGCCGCUGCCGCCCAGCCGAUUGGUUUUGGAAACGAGUUCGCCAUCCAGUUUGACGAGGCCCCUACCGAGUUUGCUGUUCUAACCAACACUGGCGUCCAUGUCAUCCGGAGGCGAAGGUUUGUCGACAUCUUCUCGUUGGCUCUCCGAUCUGCUGUUGGAGAUGAGGGAUUCGACAAGGUCACGCGCAAGUUCCUCCACAUUUACGGUAGGGUAGAAACCGUUUCUACUGCGCUGGCUAUUGCGUGCGGACACGGCGGUGAUGCUCGCCCCGGAGCACCUCGAGCUAUCGACCAGGCCACCGAAGACCGAGCAAGGAGUGUAUUCGUCGAUUACGGUGGCCAGCCCACAAUCACAGAGACUGACGGCACAACACUCACAACUGACUCUGUCAAGCUCUCCUCACGCCAUGAUGCUUUGGCCCUGUAUAUUUCCCGCUUGGUCCGAAAGAUGUGGAAAUCAACCGUCAUCACGCUCCUCGUUGCACCAAACGGGGCUAUUGCUGUCACAUCUACUGUUCCUGUAGCUAAACUUACCGAUAUCCAGGAGAACCUGGAGCGUCUGCGUAAGUUCCUGACUACGAACAAGGGACUGAUUCAGGGACUCUCUGGCCCCGCUGACCUUCAGCGUGUUUCUACGCGCCAGGAGGAGGUUGCGUUGCAAGCCGAGCACCAGGCUCUGCACGCUCUCCAGAAGCUCCUGGAAAGCAUCUCCGAAAGCAUUUCUUUCGUACUCAUGCUUUUUGGUGACCGCGUCACGGAUAUCUUUGCAUCGCUGGAGGCUCCCACUCAGCAGCAAUUCAAGGACUUGACAUACGAGAAACUCUUCUCACAGUUGGAAGGUAAAGACCUUGCCAAGGUUGUGGUCAAGGCUAUUGUUAAUCGCAACAUUGCCAGCGGUUCCAACGUGGAGACAGUGGCAGACACUCUUCGCCGACGAUGCGGAAGCUUCUGCAGCCCCGACGAUGUGGUCAUCUUCAAGGCCCAGGAGCAGCUCCAACGCGCUUCUGAGCAGCCACUCAACACCAAUCAGGCAAGAGCGCUACUACACGAGAGUUUGCGACUGUUUGAGAAGGUGGCUGGCAGCCUCUCCUUUGUUAACCUUCAGUCUGCCGUCACUCAGUUCAUCAACCUCAAGUAUUAUGCGGGUGCUAUCCAACUUUGUCUUGCGGUAGCUCAAGAGAAAGAUCGAGGCAAUACUGCCCUGACGUGGGUCAACGACGGCAAGCCGGCCUCAGACCCUCGAGCAAGCGCUUUCAACGAGAGGAAGAAGUGCUAUGACUUGAUACACGAAGCCCUCCGCCACCUCGACACCGCAUCAAGCGCCGAGCCAGAGACUAUUGAUGGCAAGCUCACCCUGAUCGCAACCAAAAGGCUAGAGGCAUACUCGGUUGUCAACGAUUCCACCGAUGAAGUCUUCCACUUUGACUUGUACGAGUGGUACAUCCAGCAAGGAUGGACAGAUCGCAUUCUUGCUAUCGAUUCUCCCCACGUCGUGACCUUCCUUCAGAGUCUCGCCGCGACCAACUACGAACAUGCAGAUCUCCUGUGCCGCUUUUACACGAACCGCAGUCGCUUCUAUGACGCUGCCGAGGUCCAGAGUCAGCUCGCAAACUCUGACUUCUCCAUUGGCAUCAAGGAGCGAAUCAAGCUCCUCAGCAUGGCCAAGGCCAACGCGAACGUUUCGACUGUUGGGGUCAGCCGACAGCAACAACAAAUGCUCAACCACGGUGUCUCUGAACUCCUGGACAUCGCUAAUAUUCAGGAUGACCUGCUGGAGCGUCUUUUGGCAGAUGACAGGUUGGACGAGCAGAGGAAAGAAGAAAUUGAGCAAGCCCUCAACGGGAAGAUUCAAGAUCUUUCAGUGCUUUUUAAUGAAUAUGCUGAUCAAGCUGGCUAUUAUGACCUUUGCUUGCUUAUUUACCACACUGCUGACUACCGCAAUUCCACGACGAUCUUUGGAACUUGGAGCAACCUUAUCCAACAGGUCCAUGACGAUGUGUCGGAGUUGCAAGAGAACCCACAGCCAAACACCCCGCCGCCACCAAUGCCUUACGAGGCUGUGGCCUCCAGAAUCCAGAACAUUGCUCACCGCACUUCGCUCGAUAGCUUUGUGUUCCCUAUUGCAACUUUGCUUCCUGAAGUGUGCCGUUACGCCGCUACCUGCCAGCAGGAUGGGCGGAUUGGUGCUGAUGCUUCCUGGCCUGCUCAGCUUUUCCUUACACUAGGAGUUUCUCAUGAUAUCAUUGUACGAGUCCUCGAGAAUGUCUUUGAUACCCAGGAUUAUGGUUUCAGCGGCGCCUCUCGGUACCGCAUCAUUGAACUGAUUGCAUACGUCGUUAACGAUUGGAUUGCCGAGGUGCGCCGCCGAGGCGGUGUUGGCAAGGGUGUGUCCAUUGGACCCUAUGUUGGUGAUUUACUGGCGAGGUGCGAGGCUGCCCUUCCCCCCCCAGGCCACGGCAGCAACCCAGGGGGCGCGGACCUGGCAGACAUUCGCAGAGUGCUCAGGACAGUACAGAGGGAGGUUGCCGGCCUGGUAGAGCGAGUCCCAACUGGAAGCUUGCGGUUCGCAUAG